Molecule: messenger RNA, 456 nt
Organism: Plasmodium relictum
Lineage: Eukaryota; Apicomplexa; Aconoidasida; Haemosporida; Plasmodiidae
Product: conserved Plasmodium protein, unknown function
Exons: 5
Coding region: 1-456 (151 amino acids)
Source: RefSeq, a predicted model, not a curated record
AUGGCAAAAGGACUCAGAUCAAAAGUUAAAAGGAGAUUUAGAACAAUAAAAAGGAUUCAUGUAAAUGAAGUUAUAGAAAAACCUAAUCUUAAAAAAUUAAACAACAGAAUAAAAUCAAUGCUAAAUAAUAAAAAUAUAUAUGAAGAUUUAAUUAAACCACCAAAUAAAUUUUUACAUCCAGAUAAUGAAAGAGCUAUAAUACCUCAAUAUAAAACAACAGAAAAAAUUGAUUUUAGGUCAGAGGCUUUACCAUUAUCAGGUUUGGUAACUAUUGGAAACAGAAGAAAAUACAGCUUAAAUGAAAAAAUUGAAUUAAAAAAUGAAUUGGGAAAUAAUCCUAAUUUUUAUGACAAUAUAGAAGUUAGUAAAAUGAUUAAUGAUAUGCACAAGAAAUCAAAAGAAGUCAUGAAAAAAAUUAAUAAAAAGGAAGAUAAAGAUAAAAAAAGAGAAUUUUAA